Seriola aureovittata is the source of this 4164-nucleotide messenger RNA. Its product is annotated as piggyBac transposable element-derived protein 4-like. NCBI's taxonomy places the organism in Eukaryota, Metazoa, Chordata, Actinopteri, Carangiformes, Carangidae. The coding region runs from base 2672 to 3958 and encodes 428 amino acids. The transcript is spliced from 2 exons. The record is from RefSeq and is a predicted model, not a curated record.
UCCUUUAAGGAACUGUAAGUCAUUUAGUUUCAUUCAUAUACCACUGAAGUCCUGAAGACAAGUAUAUUGAAACAUAAAUGUUUAUAAUUGAUGCAUUAAUUAGCUCAGUUAAUGGCCUCAUCUACAUAACUGGGUGUUUAAUAUAUCAACGUGAAUAUCGUGGAACAUUAGGCAGCUCAAGUACCUCCUUUUAUUUUUUUUCCUCCCUUGUCGGCAGUUUGGGAGCAAGUGUGAGACUCCAGUGCCGCUGAGGCAAAGUGAAGGAUGUGGCUCAGUCAGCGAGGCCAAAUACAGUGGGAGGUAUAUGAUGAGAGACGGAGGUAGACAGCUACACACAGAGUCAGGAAGAAGGAAGAUGGACUGCAGCGUGGUGAAUAAUAACGGCAGAGUGAGAGCGUAGCAAAGUCCUACGAGACCGGAGCAUUAUCAUAGAGGACUCGAUGGGGAGCUGCUGCAUCCCCCAGGAGAGCACAGAGACCUGUACAUACAACGCCGCUCUCCUGAUUCUGCACGUGUGUCAGUGUGUGUGUGUGUAUUUGUGUCUAGGAUGUAGAGAGAGAGAGAGAGAAUCAAAAGAUGAAGAUGAGCUCCAAAAAUAGACCGAUGCAGAUUGACAAAUAUUUCAGGAUGCAGAAUAUGUGAGUGAAAAAGAUGAAGGAGUGAUGGGUUGGGUUGUAAUUCAGCUAUCAUUUAUCACCCAGGCAGUAUUUGAUUAAUAAUUCACCAGGCUUUUAAUUCACGAUUUAAGGGAUUUAGAGGAGAUGUUUAUGAUAUGGAGUAGAUUAUUUCUUUUGUGUGUACGUGUCUAUAUGAUGACGUUUAGGGAGACGUUACCAGUUGAUUGAUUGCCUUAUUCUACAAACUAAGUGUGAUCAAAGAAAUAAAAUAAAUCAUACCUGAUGAGAUCAGAACCAUUAGCCAGUAGUUUAUCUUAAUGUCUCUCUGCUCGGACCAUUUAAUCAGGGUUUAUUGGUCUGAGAUAGGAAAAGGAAGCAUCUAUCCCUAGCUUGUAAUAAAUGCAUCCUGGGAAUGUAACAAGAGUGUAAAAUCAGAAACAGUUGUUUCAAAUUUCAAACCAGCACAAUGAAUAAUGGCUUCAGAAAAAGACAGGACUCCCUGACGUUUUGAUUUGCUGCUGAAAAAUUAGAAGGCGCUUCUCACUCAAGCCGACAUAAGCUCUUUUUGAUUAGGUUGUUUUAAUUAGGUAUAUUAUUUAUUUUGUGUGUCAUUAGGUUGGGUUCAAAGAACAACGCUGCGCCGAGUAAUAAAACAGGAUGGUCUUUUGGAACAUGUUAAUAUAGUGUAAUGAUAGGGGUUCAUUAUAUUGCUGCAGCACAGCAAGUCGAAUCCAAUCGCGGGGCUUAAUUUGUGUGUAUGCUUAUUUUUGGCCUGCAACUUCAGUACAAUAGUCUGCAGACUCAUAUUGACACAUAUAUGCAUUUCACAUUCACCGGUGAUGUUUAGUUUUAUUUCAGCGAGGUCUUUAAUAUCGUGCCACACAGGUAGGCCUGCUAUGGUGAAAAUGACGAAUCUGCGAAUGACAACAUUUGGAGCACAGGAAGUGGAAUAUGUAAACAAAUAUCACCAGUUAAACUGGAACACCGGAGCCUCCGAGUGAGAUGCUCCGGUCGGUAAAUGUGUUUCUAAAACGUAUUCAGCGGGCUGGCACGGCAGCUAGCAGCUAUGGGUUGGUGCUCCUGUGAAUGUCGGAGCCUCCGAGUGAAAUGCUCCGGUCGGUAAAUGUGCUUUUAAAACUUAUUCAGCGGUUCAACACGGCUGCUAUAGCUACUUAGCAUGGCUGCCGUGCUCCAACCCACUUUCAGCCUGGACCGGAAGGCGUAGCGGUGUGACGUAGCAUUUGGGCGUUACGGCGAGUAUUGCCGCCUGCAGACGGAUCCUCUUGGAGCGGAAGGAAGCGGAGGGAGAGAGAGAGGACGACAGAGAGGAAACAGCAGCGAGAAGAGAAGAAAGAGAACAAAAAAAGAGAGAGUCGGCUUUGCAGUAUUUUACUCAUUUGGGAUUACUUUGCAAUGCCAAAGGCUCAAGCCAAGACCGAGUUCCCCGCAGACGAGGCUCUGGACUCCGACGAUCCCUUGUCUGAGGACAGUGAGCACAGCGAGUUCGACUCAGAGAGCGAGUUGGUGUAUUCACAAGGCCUUGGCGCCACUUCAGAGGGGUCACAGGAUAGCAGUUCAGACUGGGAGCCUUACACAAAACCAUCUUCCUCAAAGAGACCACGCCGCUCCUCCUCUGCUGCCACCGGCGAUACCUCCACUCCUACACCCAAUGGAUCAGGACACAAUGCUGCCACCACUGGACAGGAACGUGCUGCCAGACGUACUCGGGGUAGAGGUAGACCCAGAGGCGGAGGAGGAAGGUCGCAGAGAGCAUCUGACCCUCCUCGUUCUCCCCCCCCAGAACAGCCGUGGCAGUUGGGUGAGGAUGAAGACGUUGAGCCUGCUCCACUGAUAUUCUCGCCAGUAAGGCAGCCGGGACCACAGCAAACCACCAAGGAUGCCCAGACACCACUGGACUUUUUCAAGUUAUUUUUUACAGAUGCGGUGCUGGAGUGUUUGGUGGCAAACACCAAUUCUUAUGGUCAACAAAAACAACAUGGAAGAGAGAUGCGUGGCGUGACAUCACUAUCGGAGACUUUCUUUCAUUCUUGAGCAUGGUCAUUUACAUUGGACUUGUGAAGUGUUUGACUUUUAAGGAUUAUUGGAAAGUGUCCCGCAUAUAUGGCUUACCAUUCCCAGCCUCUGUCAUCUCCCGCAACAAAUUUUUGAGCAUUUGUAGAGCCCUCCACAUGAGCAGCCUCACAGCUGAUGCAGAUAAUGAUGCUAAGAGGAGGACACCUGGUUAUGAUAGGCUCUGCAAGAUCAAGCCCCUCUACCACAGCAUCAACAGUGCCUGCAAGGCUCACUUCCAGCCGGAACAGAACAUCUCUAUAGACGAGAGGAUGGUGGCAUCGAGGGCACAAAUUGGACUGAAACAGUACAUUCGCACAAAGUGGGGGUACAAGUUGUUUGUACUCACUGAUUCCAAUUCAGGCUACACCUGGAACUUCUCUGUCUACGAGGGGAAGUCAUCUGGCUCUGGGAUGGGCCUCAGCUACGACUCUGUGAUGUCCGUCAUGGACUUCGACAGCUUGGGGACUGGUUAUCACCUUUAUGUUGAUAACUUCUACACCAGUUCCCAGCUGUUCCAGGACCUGCUGGCAAAGCAGAUUGGGGCCUGUGGUAUCAUCUGGCCGAACCGAGCUGGUUUCCCCAGAGGCCAGGCAAAUGACUUCACCAGAGAUACUCCACGGGGUGCCAUCAGGUGGAUCAGGGACGCCAGUCUGCUUUUUGUCAAGUGGAUGGACUCUCGUGAGGUAGCGAUGUGUUCCACUAUCCACAAAGCUUUCAAUGGAGACACAGCCAGUAGGAAGGUGAAGGCGGCUGGACAGUGGGUGCAAACUGAUAUCCCUAUCCCGGCUGCAAUCAAGGACUAUAACGAGCAUAUAGGUGGUUUUGACCUGUCUGAUUCCCUCAUAGGUUGCAGUAGCAUUAUCCACAAGUCCAGGACGUGGUACUGGAACUUCUUCUAUCACUUUUUGGAUAUCGCUGUGGUCAACGCGUAUGUUUUGCAUCAGCAGUGUAGGCGGGGUCCUGCUAUGACCCAGAAGGAGUUUCGGCAGGCACUUGUUGAAGAGCUGGCAGACAAGGGCUCUGUGUCUACGUCUAAGCGUUCAACUACAAGAUUCAUCACAGUCCCUGCCCAACCGGCGUCACACACGCUGCACUACUUCACAGAGGGACAGAACGUGGCAAAGAGCGAGGCCAGCUCUGCAGGGAGAAGGAAGUGUGUGCUCUGCCAUAAGAAGACACCAGUUGGCUGUAGGAGCUGUGAUGUGGCCUUGUGCUUUGUGGCAACAAGGGACUGUUACAACGCCUGGCACACAGAGAAAGGACUGUAAACUCGGCAAACUGAGAACAAUACCAGGACUGCCUUAGAUCUGGCAUCGCCAGCGUCAUUUCACUCUUUGUAUAUAGUUAGUUAUAUAUUUGUUAAUUUUUGGUCACUUUCUAUAUUUUUGGUAAUUUUUUAUUUUGUAAAUAGUUCAGACAAGUGUGACCAUUGUUUUGGCACCUUUCUUGAAUAAAAAAAAUUCUUAGUUUGGAA